Molecule: messenger RNA, 1050 nt
Organism: Papilio polytes (common Mormon)
Lineage: Eukaryota; Metazoa; Arthropoda; Insecta; Lepidoptera; Papilionidae
Product: proteolipid protein 2-like
Exons: 4
Coding region: 119-589 (156 amino acids)
Cellular component (GO): membrane
Source: RefSeq, a predicted model, not a curated record
UAUGGUUUGUUUCAGUUUGUGAUUGAGUUUUGAUUUGUUACUUUAUUUUUUUAAUUUUUCCUUUCAGCUUUCAGUUUUAACUUUUUUAUUCAGGUAUAAGGUUUAUUGUGUGAAUACAAUGUUUGACGGUUAUGCCAACCAAGUACAGCAGGAUCCGAACCCUGCACCGCCGUCGCAGAAAGUUUUAAGAUUUGAUAAAGGAUAUGUGAAGACACUGCCUGGAAUACUGAAAAUAGUACAACUGUUAUGCAACCUAAUAGGUUUCAUAUGUUUAAAAGUAUCAUGGGCUUGGUUAUCGUCAAUCUUCUACAACAUACUGUACUGGGUGGCCAACAUCAUCACACUGUUUCUAUUCUGCAUGUAUAUGUUCCACUUUGUGGAGAAAUAUGACCGCCUGCCGUGGAUGAAGUUUGAAUUUUUCUAUUGCGGUGUUGUUGUACUCACUUAUAUUGUAUUAUCAAUUAUUGCAACUACUGUUGGAGAGAAUGGAUAUGCUGUUGGGUUCUUUGGUCUGUGUGCGAUCAUAGCAUAUGGAUAUGACAGCUACCUGAAGUACAGGUCGUGGAAGCGAGGCCUGCCUCCGCAGUAAUCCCCCAUCAACCUUACAAUUAGUUUUAUUUAGACUAAGUUAUACUUACAGUUAAGUUAACCCACAGCCUAUUGUUUUCAAGUUUUUGCUCAUAUCCAUAACAACUAUACUUAGACAAACUCUUUGGUUGUUUGACAUUAUUGCAUUUGUUGUUUAGUCUUUGUUAACGAAAUGGCAAUCUUUGUGCCAUUUAUAUUGUUAAAAUAUCUCUUAUAUCAGUAUUAUGGGAUCUACUUAAAAAUGGUAACAGAAUAAUUACUUAUUUUAUGAUUUAUGUAUUAACUUUAUGUAAUAAGCACAACUUUUGUACCUUAUAGUACUAAGUACUUAUAGACAGUUUGUUUUAGGAUAUGUGUAAGUAUAUGUAUUUUAAUCAGUGUAACUGAGCAAAUAUAAAAUGCCACAAUAUAUUGUAGGUGUUAUAUGACGCACAAAAAUGUGUCUUAUGUAUUGUGCCUUAA